AUGGCUUCAAACCACCGAAGUCUCAAAUUCACUAUUUUUUUAAAACAACGAAACAAAUUGCAAACUUUUAAAAUAAAAAAAAUGACACGAAGAAGAACCAGACCAGAAACACCACCUCAUAUUCGUCAAGACACACGAUAUAAGACCCCCGAACUUGAGGAAACUCAUGAAGAUCGAAGAAGAAGAAAAUCCCGAAAGCUCAGUGCUGCUAAAAAUUAUUAUAAAGCUCUAAACAGCCUAAAUACGACUACACUCAACCCUAUUGGAGCAUCUACUCACUCAACUACUCAAGCCCAAUUAGUUCAAAGGCGCCCCAGAAUGAAUUAUAAUCUUGCUAGAAGCUCAAUUAAAACAUUUAAACCAACAGUUUCCUUAACCAAUUGCUGUCGCAAUGAAAAAGUGGUUUUGGCUCCAUUGGGCAAUGCGCCCGAAUCAAUUAUAAAGCUUCUUACUCAAAAUUCACCCAUAACAGAAGAACUUUAUUUAAAGCAUAUUCAUUCAUUCAAUUCUGUUUUUGCUUUUACAUCAAUGGGAGCAUCGAUUGACUGUGACCUUGCAGAUGGGACCAAUAGGGAUUGUGCUCAAAAAUUCUCGCAAAUAUAUAUAUAUGAUGGAAGUUUUGAGGCCAAAUUACACCAUCGUCACAAUGUAUUUCCUUUUUUAGACCAUGAUAUUUUGACUGAUAUUCAGUAUGAUCUCCAUAUGCAUAAUCCUUUUGCUCAAGUAUUCCGAAGUGCUGGCCAGUUCAUUCGCGGAGGUCAGCCAAUUAUGUUAAAGCUUUUGAGUGGCCAAGACGAAGUUGCGGUUUUACUAAUUGAAAACAAUGCUAACA
Messenger RNA from Racocetra fulgida, 832 nucleotides. NCBI's taxonomy places the organism in Eukaryota, Fungi, Glomeromycota, Glomeromycetes, Diversisporales, Gigasporaceae. The record is from the annotation of a GenBank genome assembly.